AUGCAAGUGAGAUGCGUUGACAUCCUUCGUGAUAGCAAGGGGAAUCUUCCUCGCAUGUUGAAGAAUCUGGACCCAUUCUUUAUGCUGUUUAUUUGUAAUGAAUGGAUGAACAAAUAUCCCAUUGUGAGAUGGCACGAGAUAGUGGAGCUUUGUGGACCGAAAGAUGCCGUGGGGGAUAUGUCUCUGUGGCAUCUUUUGCAACCAAAACUCUAUCGUCUUUCUUCAAGUUGUCGGUGCCCCCAGUCUAAUCUAUUGCUGUUUGGUCCGGAGGGAUCUGGUAAAAUGUUGUUCGCCCAAGGAAUUGCGGGGGAAGCGAAAGCCACCUUUUUCCAUUUUAAUGCUGCUUCAUUGGAAACUGAAAAUUUGUCAUUAUCCAUGCCUCAUUUUAUUGAGGCAAUCUGGUCUUCAAGUUUUUCUGGAAUUAUGAUGCCCGAGGGUGAUUAUCUUGAUACCUUCGACUUGGUCAAGAGUUUGAGAUUUAACUGGGGUAACCUCAGGAAAAAGGAAUUCCCUCAGCUUGGGAAUGAUUCGUUCACUGCUCAAAUCUUGUGUGGAGAAAAAGACUUCCCUGACCGAGUUAUUUCUGGCAGAGCUGAUGAAUGA
This is a messenger RNA of Rosa rugosa (rugosa rose), 603 nucleotides long. RefSeq names its product ATPase family AAA domain-containing protein FIGL1-like. Gene Ontology annotation, molecular function: ATP binding; ATP hydrolysis activity. The coding region runs from base 1 to 603 and encodes 200 amino acids. The transcript has 6 exons. The record is from RefSeq and is a predicted model, not a curated record. NCBI's taxonomy places the organism in Eukaryota, Viridiplantae, Streptophyta, Magnoliopsida, Rosales, Rosaceae.